AUGGCAUCCGACGGACCGCCGGGGACCGAACCUAUGCCCUCCGAUUUGGGGAGCUCUGUGGCGGCCCUCAAUACAUGGAGCAACCCGGAGCUUCAAGCCAAGCUAGGCGAGCUAGGCGCACCCAACAUGGGUAGGAAGUCGGAGCAGCAAGCUUUGAAUUGACGAAUGCGUACAUUGUGUGUAGCUUGUUGCUACAGGGGGCAUGUUAUGUAGCUAACUGUAGCGUGUUGCUAACAGGCUAGCCAUAUUUAGUUCCGCGGCAAGUUAGCUAGCUAGCUACAUAGCAGGCCUUCAUGGAAGUAAAGGAAAGUGCAAAUGAUCAGCUAGCUACCUACACAAUUAUUAUAUUAAAAGUUUAUGUUCACCACCUCUACGAGGAGGAUUUUUCUUACGAAUGUCCCUUCGUUAGCUAGCUAACUAGUCAAUUUGAUUGAUAGGUAACAGUUAAUCAAUCAAUGUGUUUUGGUUGGGUGUUUAAUAACUGAUAAGCAAAAGUGAUGUUGUCAGCAUCGGUGCAUGCGCGACUAAGUUGAAUUUAAACUUCUUAUACGAGUUGUAAUUAAGUCAUUGUUUGUUGUUGUUGUCCUAUGUUAGUUGGUUGUGCUAUGUUAGUUGUAGUGUUCAUUGUUGGUUUACAGUUAAUAUUUUUCUCUGUCCUUAGGUCCCAGAGAGGAGAUGCUGGACAGGCUCAAGGGAUACAUGAUGCAGGUCAGUUGUGGGGGUGUGUGUGUGUGUGUUGACGUGCGUGUGUGAGAGGGAGAGUGGAGUGUACUGCAUCUGUCAAUAUGAUCCAUUGAUCGUGUGUAUCUGUGUUUUUUUCUCACUCAGACUGGAAUGAUGCUCAGCAAACCCAACCUAGGGGGUGAUGAUAAACCUAUGACCCCGCAGGUCAGCACCAACAGACCCUAUAAGGUUUUUAUACGGUCUAAUCUAAUCUCAUUCUUACAUUUCAUCACUGUGAUUAUUGAGCUAUAAACUCUGCAGUAGUUCAUCAGUCUGUCAUGAAAAGGGCCAGGAGUUUUACCUUGACUGUGUGAUCUGACCAGGAAUAACUUGGGUGAGUUUUCCUGGUUAUCUCACAUGGUCCAGGAAAAAACAAUUACCGUCAUCAAAAACAACUUAACCGACAACCAGCCUUCCCUCUUCCUCCCCCAGAUGCCAGGAAUUCCCCCCAUGCCCCCAAUGCCCAUGCCCCCCAUGCCUCCUGGUAUGGGUAUGCUCCAGGCGAUGAGCAUGAUGGCAGGUGGCCCCCCUCCCCCAGGGAUGCGUAUGGGCAUGGAGCCUCCAGGCAUGCCCCCCGGCCUCUCCCAGGAGGACCAGCUGAAGAUGGUGCAGCAGAGGGCUGCCAUGAUGAUGCAGCACGAGGAGAGGGCCAAGCAGCAGGUAUGUUCUUGGCCUGUAUUCACUAAGCCUCUCGGAGUAGCAGUGCUGGUCUAGGAUCAGUCUUUUAGAUUAUAAUGACUGAAGAGCGUAUGGACAGAUAAGACCUUAUCCUAGACUCCUACUCUGAGAGGAGUAGGAUGUUGAAUUGUCAAAUACACCCCAUAGGUGCCUUGAAAUGUGUUGUUUUACAGGGUCAGCCAUAGCAGUACGUCGACCCUGGAGCAAAUUAGUGUUAAGUGCCUUGCUCAAGGGCACAUCAACAGAUUUUUCACCUUGUCGGCUAGGGUAUUCGAACCAGCAACCUGUCGGUUACUGGCCCAACGCUCUAACUGCUACGCUACGUGUCGCAGGUGUAUGGCCCCAGACCACAGGAGAAGGUUUAUAAAUUGUGCGGAAAGUAAGGAAAGUCUCCAGGCCCUAGUUGUAAGGUAGUCUGCCUUCUAUUGUAAUGGGAAGGAAGAGGGCUUCUGGUAUAGAUGUUCAGUUGGUGAUACAUAGUUUCAAAAGUUGACAUUUUGUGUGUGUGUGUGUAUUUCAGGGCGAUUCCCGUGCUAUGGAAGAGCAGGAACUUCUGGAGCAGCAGAAAAGGGUGGGGACUGGAGAAGACAGAUUUUCAUGUCUAUCUCCCAUCUUAAUGAUUCAUCGGUAGUGUUGUCACAACCAAUCCCAAAGUUAUCAUACAGCCCCUUUACCUUGCUUGGAAGUUGAAACAUAUCUCACAUCUGUCUUUCUCUCCCUCCCUCUCCUCCCUCCACUCUUCCCUCUCUCCUCCCUCCACUCUUCCCUCUCUCUUCCCUCCGUCAGGCGGCGGUGAUGCUGGAGAAUGAGAGGCAGCAGGAGCUGGCUAAGAGGCAGCAUGGAGGACCAGGGCCCAGGAUGUCUGACCCGGGGUCACGACCCCCUGGCAUGAUGCCCCCCAUGAUGAGAGGUCAGUCCUUGGCCUGCCAUCAACACUAAAAUGUCAAUCCUAACUUCCAAUACAACUUUGUCCCUCAAGGGGGAAUUGAUUUGUAUACUGCACACACUUUUUAGACAACAUACAAUGCCUUCGGAAAGUAUUCAGACCCCUUAUUCGUUUCCACAUUUUGUAAUGUUACAGCCUUAUUCUAAAAUGGAAUUAAUAAAUAUAAAUCCUCAGCAAUCUACACACAAUACCUCAUAAUGACAAAGCAAAAACUGGUUUUUAGAUUAAAAAAUAAAAAUGUAUUAAAAAUAAAAAUAGUUAAGUAUUCAGACCCUUUGAGACUCGAAAUUAAGCUCAGAUGCAUCCUGUUUCCAUUGAUCAUCCUUGAUAUGUGUUUACAACUUGGAGUCCACCUGUGGUAAAUUCAACUGAUUGGACAUGAUUUGGAAAGGCACACACCUGUCUAUAUAAGGUCCCACAGUGGACAGAGCAAAAACCAAGCCAUAAGGUCGAAGGAAUUGUCUGAAGAGCUCCGAGACAGGAUUGUGUCGAGGCACAGGUCUGGGGAAGGGUACCAAAAAAUGUCUGCAGCGUUGAAGAUCCCCAAGAAAUUUUGGAAAAUUUUGAACCCCCAAGACUCUUCCUAAAGCUGGCCGAACUGAGGAAUCGAGGGAGAAGGGCCUUGGUCAGGGAGGUGACCAAGAACCCAAUUGUCACUCUGACAGAGCUCUAGAGUUCCUCUGUGGAGAUGGAAGAAACUUCCGGAAAGACAACCAUCUCUGCAGUACUCCACCAAUCAGGCCUUUAUGGUAGCAGUGCUACCACUGCUCAAUAAAAGGCACAUGAAAUCCCGCUUGGAGUUUGCCAAAAGGCACCUAAAGACUGUCAGACCAUGAGAAACAAGAUUGAACUCUUUGGCCUGAAUGCCAAGUGUCUGGAGGAAACCUGGCACCAUCCCUACGGUGAAGCAUGGUGGUGGAAGCAUUAUGCUGUGGGGUGUUUUUCAUGGACUGGGAGACCAGUCAGGAUCGAGGGAGAGAUGAACGGAGCGAAGUGCAGAGAGAUCCUUGAUGAAAACCUGCUCCAGAGCAAGAUUCACCUUACAACAGGACAACGACCCUAAGCCCACAGCCAAGACAAUGCAGGAGUGGCUUCGGGACAAGUCUCUGAAUGUCCUUGAGUGGCCCAGCCAGAGCCCGGACUUGAACCCGAUCGGACAUCUCUGGAGAGACAUUGAAAAUAGCUGUGCAGCGACGCUCCCCAUCCAACCUGACAGAGCUUGAGAGGAUCUGCAGAGAAGAAUGGGAGAAACUCCCCAAAUACAGGUGUGCCAAGCUUGUAGCGUCAUACCCAAGAAGACUCAAGGCUGUAAUCACUGCCAAAGGUGCUUCAACAAAGUACUGAGUAAAGGGUCUGAAUAAUUAUGUAAAUGUGAUAUUUCUGUUUUUUAUUUUUUGUAAAUGUUUUUGCUUUGUCAUUAUGUGGUAUUGUGUGUAGAUUGAUGAGGGGGGGGGAAAAAACCAAUUAUCAAUUUUAGAAUAAGGCUGUAACCUAACAACGUGGAAAAGGUCAAGGGGUGUGAAUACUUUCCGAAUGCACUGUAUAUUCCCACAUAGUCACCCAUAUUGGCUUAACACAGUCACUCUCCCAAGCUAAACAUAUCCAAUGUCAUUCCUUUCAUUUUUAAGAACAGUGUGAAGGCUGUUAUGUCUGGAAAGCUGUUGUGUUGAUGGUGACACUCACCUGGUACAUUGGUGUCAGUUGAGAUCUGGGUAUUGUUGUAGGUGUGAACCCUGGUGGAAUGAACCCACCUCCUCCUGGAAUGAAUCCUGGUGGAAUGAACCCACCCCCUCCUGGAAUGAAUCCUGGUGGAAUGAACCCACCCCCUCCUGGAAUGUCCAUGAUGCAUACCCAGAGACAGAGAGUUCCCCCUCCACCCGGAGAGGACGCCAGAGAGGUAUAGAACCACAAUGUUUCCCCCACCGCUGCUAAAUCGUUGCCGCCACUCCCAAAAAUAUAAUAAAAUAUAUAUUAUAAUUUUUUGUUAGAAAAUAAUUUUUGGGAUGGUAAAAAGUUUUCAGUGUACAUUUUAAAUGACUAAAACCAGAUAUAAUGUAUGUUGAAAAGAUAGAGGAGCAAGAUCUUUUUCAACAAGAUCGUCUUUGAGAACUAAAGAUCACCAAAAUAAAAACUUCAACGUUAGGGAGAAUCUAAAAUUACAAAAAUGUCAUGGCAUGGGGCCCACAUGGAUUUUGUUAUAAUGGUUGAGUCACUCAGAUAGCAUAAGAACACAGCACAAUACAACUGCAGGAAAUUUGCUUUAAAACAAAAUAUUUGUGUCUGUGGCCAAGAGAACGGCCGCUAACAUUUUCUGUCGGAGACGGUGCCAUUGGCCACGCCCACCAACACACUAACUUUGCCAUCCAUCUAAUCUCUGUAUUCCUGGCUCUGUGUGUGUGUGGCAGGUGUGGCAGGGAGAGGAUGUGGGCGUCGGUCCUAAGAUCCCCCAGGCUCUGGAGAAGAUUCUCCAGCUGAAGGAGAUCAGGCAGGAACAGCUCGGUGCUGCCACCACAGGUCAGAACAUGAAACUACACACUGGAAGAAAGUCUGGAGUUGGAGUGCUGAUCUAGGAUCAGUUUAGAUUUUUAAGAUCAGAAUUAAUAGAUCAGAACUACUACUUUGAGACGCUUUGUGAAUAAAGGCCCAGAUGCACCAAGAAGGCAUGACUGAAACAGAAAAUACUAAACUAACUCUAUUUAGUGAACACAUUUCCUUGUAACGUUCAGUAAGUUAACAUCAACUAAACCCCUAAUGCUCAUGGUAUCAUCCCAAUGGAACUACUGCAGUCUUAGUAAUAUUUUCCUGGGUUAAGAAGCCCUGUUGGACCUUGAACUUGCCAGUGAAUGUUCUCUCUGUGUUUUCUACCUUCCAGAAGAGGAGGAGGAGAGCCCAGAGAUGGAGAUGAACAUGUCCUCCACCGCCGUCCUGUCUGAGACUGAAGAUGACGACGGUUCUCUCUCUAAGAAAGACGUGAGUGUUGUAUUAAUUCACACCUCAUCCCUCCUGCUGUCUUUGGGAGAAACUCAAUUGUGUUUACUUGAUUCCUCGUGUCCUCUCGCCGCUUCCUCGAAAGGCAUCGGAGGAUAAUGUCAGGGGAGGAACCUUGGAUAUUUUCCUCCAAUGUGUUUUAAGAAUGAUGCGAGGAGAGAGGCCGUGAGUAGUCAAGAACAGACCAAUGAGAUUCACCCUGUUGCUCCUGAAGCUCAGAGGGUCAGGGGUCAAGUUGGCAUGACUCUCCUAUUGAUAACCUGCUUGAUAGGGAAGGUUCUGUUUCAAUCGACAUAAGCUCUUAGGAGCAUGAGGAGUCGGAAAUGGUGUCAGUUUUUAACUUUUUCAUUCUCCCCUUCUCAGAAAAACCGUAAGCGCAGGAACCGUAAGAAGAAGAACAAGAAGAGGCGUGAGCAGGAGAAGAGGGUGCAGGCUGAGGAGAAGAAAGAGGAGGAUGGAGAGAAGGAGAAGGAGCCUGAGGUGGAGAUAGAGUACGUUACAGAGGAACCGGAGAUCUACGAUCCUAACUUCAUCUUCUUCAAGAGGAUCUUUGAGGCCUUCAAGGUGAGGGCCUCCAUUUUAGAAAUUGGCUGAUUCUUUAUGAAAAAUUUGUCAAAACAUCCUAGAGAUGUGUCCAGUGUUAUUCUUCAUAUUUAUUUAGCGUUUUAAUGGCUGAAUAUGGAAGUAAAAUCGUAACAUUAGGUUGAAUGUACUCACCAGUUCUGAGCGCAGUGGUUUCAAGAACCUCUUAACACACAGGAAAGUGAAAUACUAUUUGUUGUUGUGUUGAUUUAACAAUGGAAUCUGUUUGCGCGUUAGUCAUUUGCUAACAGCUCUAAUUAACUGUGUUUGUGUCCAUCCUUCUGUCAGCUGACUGAUGACGUGAAGAAAGAGCAGGAGAAGGAACCGGAGAAGGAGCCGGCUCCUCUAAUGAAGAAGAAGGGAUUAGUGGAGGAAAGGAAAGACAGUGAUGACAGUGACGAUGUUAGUAUUCACCUCUCCUCUACUUUCUCUCCAUUUCUGCGCUUGGAUGGGAAAAAGUACUUUUCAUACAGGACUGUUUUAUAUGCUGCUUCAUCCUAAUUCUCUACCCUAAUGCCCUAAGUAGUGUGCACUUGUCUACUUCCAUUCGGGGAGGAAAGGUGAAGGAUUGGGACACAGAAAGAGUGUCAUCUUCCAGUGCUCUCUCUUGAAGUGUUGACCUUGGAAGUUAUACUCACUGUCGUUCCUCGUGUGUGUGUGUGUGUGUACAGGAGAUCAGACCAGACGUUCCCAAGAUGUCUAAGAAGAAGCUGAGGAGAAUGAAUAGACUAACUGUAGCUGAACUCAAACAGGUAAUACAUGCACCUGCUUCUUAGAGUUAGACAUUAUGUUUGUGCAUGUGUACACCUGUGUAUUGAUUACGUUGGUGUGGAAGUUGUUCUGUGCCUAACACUUAAUCAUAAAUGCUUGAGUCUAUAUGAGCUGAUUCAGUUGGUGUGGGUGGUCACCGGAGAUGUUUAAAAGGGAAAAAGCGAUUGAUAGAGAUCUGUGUCCGGUAUUGAUUUUGACCCCGUCCUCCUCCAGUUGGUGGCGCGUCCUGACGUGGUGGAGAUGCAUGAUGUGACGGCCCAGGAACCCAAGCUGCUGGUGCACCUGAAGGCCACCAGGAACACGGUGCCUGUCCCCCGACACUGGUGCUUCAAGAGGAAGUACCUCCAGGGCAAGAGGGGUAUCGAGAAGCCCCCCUUCGAGCUGCCAGAGUUCAUCAAGAGGACGGGCAUCCAGGAGAUGAGAGAAGCUUUACAGGAGAAAGUAGGUGGUUCUGUCCAAUAGAGAGGUAGUAGAGAAGCUUUACAUCAGAAGGUAGGUGGUUCUGUCCAAUAGAGAGGUAGUAGAGAAGCUUUACAACAGAAGGUAGGUGGUUCUGUCCAAUAGAGAGGUAGUAGAGAAGCUUUACAUCAGAAGGUAGGUGGUUCUGUCCAAUAGAGAGGUAGUAGAGAAGCUUUACAUCAGAAGGUAGGUGGUUCUGUCCAAUAGAGAGGUAGUAGAGAAGCUUUACAUCAGAAGGUAGAUGGUUCUGUCCAAUAGAGAGGUAGUAGAGAAGCUUUACAUCAGAAAGGUAGGUGGUUCUGUCCAAUAAGAGAGGUAGGUAAGAGAAGCUUUACAACAGAAGGUAGGUGGUUCUGUCCAAUAGAGAGGUAGUAGAGAAGCUUUACAACAGAAGGUAGGUGGUUCUGUCCAAUAGAGAGGUAGUAGAGAAGCUUUACACAGAAGGUAGGUGGUUCUGUCCAAUAGAGAGGUAGUAGAGAAGCUUUACAACAGAAGGUAGGUGGUUCUGUCCAAUAGAGAGGUAGUAGAGAAGCUUUACAUCAGAAGGUAGGUGGUUCUGUCCAAUAGAGAGGUAGUAGAGAAGCUUUACAGGAGAAAGUAGGUGGUUCUGUCCAAUAGAGAGGUAGUAGAGAAGCUUUACAUCAGAAGGUAGGUGGUUCUGUCCAAUAGAGAGGUAGUAGAGAAGCUUUACAUCAGAAGGUAGGUGGUUCUGUCCAUAGAGAGGUAGUAGAGAAGCUUUACAUCAGAAGGUAGGUGGUUCUGUCCAAUAGAGAGGUAGUAGAGAAGCUUUACAGGAGAAAGUAGGUGGUUCUGUCCAAUAGAGAGGUAGUAGAUAAGCUUUACACGAGAAAGUAGGUGGUUCUGUCCAAUAGAGAGGUAGUAGAGAAGCUUUACAACAGAAGGUUAGGUGGUUCUGUCCAAUAGAGAGGUAGUAGAGAAGCUUUACAUCAGAAGGUAGGUGGUUCUGUCCAAUAGAGAGGUAGUAGAGAAGCUUUACAUCAGAAGGUAGGUGGUUCUGUCCAAUAGAGAGGUAGUAGAGAAGCUUUACACAGAAGGAGGUGGUUCUGUCAUAGAGAGUGUAGAAGCUUACACAAGUAGGGUUCUGUCCAAUAGAGAGGUAGUAGAGCCAGAUAGUAGCUGCACUGGCUGCUGGCCAUAGGAGUGGUUCCAACUGGAAAAGGUGGGUGGGAGUAGUAGCACCCUAAAUGGGCACAAGGGGGUGCUGGCUGUUAACACCAUGGUCAACUUCCUGAUAGAUGCUCCAGGCCUUAGUUUUAGGCUAGCAUGAGGAAAAUGACAGUUUUAUAGUAUACAAACAUGGCCUGUGUAUAUUUCUGUUUCACACCAUGUUUACUUCAAGUUUAUUAGAAAACGUCAGUACAUAACAAUUCAAUAUUUGUUACAUAAACAUCUCUCUAAAAUAGACCACUGAAACACUUUGGCAGAAGUCACACUGAAUGCCCUGGUACUCUGCUGACAGGAGGAUGCUAAGACCAUGAAGACCAAGAUGAGGGAGAAGGUGCGUCCCAAGAUGGGCAAGAUCGACAUCGACUACCAGAAGCUCCACGACGCCUUCUUCAAGUGGCAGAUGAAGCCUAAACUCUCCAUCCAUGGUGACCUCUACUACGAGGUAAGGAUGUCUGACAGCUCAUUGGAGGGCUCAACUGUAUACAGCAUCUUACAACAUCAACUCUGCUCCUACUUCCAAGAGCCUGUUGAUUGGUUGGACCUUGAAUGUAAUAGUAGAGCUGCAAUGUGUGGUUGGUUUGGGUUUCCCUCAAUACUUCCUUGUUGUUGGGUCUUGAAUGAACACUCGUGGUAGUCAGUGUACUCUGCUUUGGUGAAUUGGUGUUAGGAAUGAAAUGUUGUUGAUUCUUACAUUCUCUGUUUCUCUCUCUUGCUCUCUCUCUCUCUCUACAGGGUAAAGAGUUUGAGACGAGGCUGAAGGAGAAGAAACCAGGUGAUCUGUCAGAUGAGCUGCGUAUCGCUCUCGGUAUGCCCGUUGGACCGGUGAGUUUUCCUGAUGUUGUUGUAUCCCACUACUAAGGAAGCCUACAAUCCCACUAUCACCUUUAAUAUUAUUGAUAGAUGACUUUCUAAUUAUACUUUAUUUUAUUGAACUAUAAUCAUUUUAUAUUGAUGAUGUUCUAUGAUGUGCUACUGAUGCACCAUGGUCUUGUCCCAUCACUAAAGUUGUUUCCCUCCCGUGUAGAACUCCCACAAGGUUCCCCCUCCCUGGCUGAUCGCCAUGCAGAGAUAUGGCCCCCCUCCCUCCUACCCCAACCUCAAGAUCCCCGGGCUCAACUCACCCAUCCCCGAGGUAAUUCUGACAUAACGCAGACAUAGGGCUCGAUUCAAUCCGUAGCGCUGAAGAGCUGUAAAGGCAAUGUUCCAGAGAACACACGGUAAACGCUGUGUGUGUCGGCUCAAUCGGAUAUUACUUUAACAUUUAAAUCGCGCUACAGCGCAGAUCUUCAGCGCUACGGAUUGAAUCGAGCCCAUACUCUUUAACAAUUUACAAUGUAAUAAAAGUAUUUAUACUGUCAUUCUCACAGACCUGUAACUUCUUCUUUAAGAGGCUCCUCUGUCCUCCACUCGUUACCUGUAUUAAUGGCACCUGUUUGAACUUGUUAUCAGUAUAAAAGACACCUGUCCACAACCUCAAACAGUCACACUCCAAACUCCACUAUGGCCAAGACCAAAGAGCUGUCAAAGGACACCAGAAACAAAAUUGUAGACCUGCACCAGGCUGGGAAGACUGAAUCUGCAAUAGGUAAGCAGCUUGGUUUGAAGAAAUCAACUGUGGGAGCAAUUAUUAGGAAAUGGAAGACAUACAAGACCACUGAUAAUCUCCCUCGAUCUGGGGCUCCACGCAAGAUCUCACCCCGUGGGGUCAAAAUGAUCACAAGAACGGUGAGCAAAAAUCCCAGAACCACACGGGGGGACCUAGUGAAUGACCUGCAGAGAGCUGGGACCAAAGUAAUAAAGCCUACCAUCAGUAACACACUACGCCGCCAGGGACUCAAAUCCUGCAGUGCCAGACGUGUCCCCCUGCUUAAGCCAGUACAUGUCCAGGCCCGUCUGAAGUUUGCUAGAGUGCAUUUGGAUGAUCCAGAAGAGGAUUGGGAGAAUGUCAUAUGAGAUGAAACCAAAAUAUAACUUUUUGGUAAAAACUCAAACUCGUCGUGUUUGGAGGACAAAGAAUGCUGAGUUCACCUACUGUGAAGCAUGGGGGUGGAAACAUCAUGCUUUGGGGCUGUUUUUCUGCAAAGGGACCAGGACGACUGAUCCGUGUAAAGGAAAGAAUGAAUGGGGCCAUGUAUCGUGAGAUUUUGAGUGAAAACCUCCUUCCAUCAGCAAGGGCAUUGAAGAUGAAACGUGGCUGGGUCUUUCAGCAUGACAAUGAUCCCAAACACACCGCCCGGGCCACGAAGCAGUGGCUUCGUAAGAAGCAUUUCAAGGUCCUGGAGUGGCCUAGCCAGUCUCCAGAUCUCAACCCCAUAGAAAAUCUUUGGAGGGAGUUGAAUGUCCGUGUUUCCCAGCGACAGCCCCAAAACAUCACUGCUCUAGAGGAGAUCUGCAUGGAGGAAUGGGCCAAAAUACCAGCAACAGUGUGUGAAAACCUUGUGAAGACUUACAGAAAACGUUUGACCUGUGUCAUUGCCAACAAAGGGUAUAUACUUAUAUUUUUAUACAUAUUGAAAUAUUGUAUACUAUUAUACUAAUAUUACUGUAUUGAAAUGUUUCAGAAUUGUGAAGCUUAUUACACUGAGACCUUUAUUGACUUCCCCCCACCUCUCUCCUGUUCUCUCUCUCUCAGAGCUGUUCGUUUGGUUACCAUGCUGGUGGUUGGGGUAAGCCCCCUGUAGAUGAGACAGGCAAGCCUCUGUACGGUGACGUGUUUGGGACCAACGCAGGAGACUUCCAGGUGAGAUCUUCCUCAUACCCCUGCCUGAUUCCCCUCAUAUUGACCGUACAUCCUUCAUUUACCAUACAACACCACCAUACAUCUUUCCUCCGUACACUCACUACCACACGUUCCUGAAUCUAACACACCAACGGUCUGCUUUGAGCCAAUGGCCUGUUAACUAUUGUCCUAAUGUCUAUAUGUUUCUGUGUGUAGGCUAAGGCGGAGGAGGAGGAGGUGGAUCGUACGCCAUGGGGAGAGCUGGAGCCUUCAGACGAGGAGUCUUCCGAGGAAGAGGAGGAGGAGGAGAGUGAUGAGGAGAAACCAGACGAAACGGGCUUCUUCACACCGGCAGACAGGUAGACAUGUCGUUGACGGACUGUUUUAAACACAUCAAGUUGACAUGGACUUGAAAUGAACCAGUCUCUCUAUUCUGUUGGAUCAAUUAGCCAUUGCUCACGUGUAAGAAAAUACCGGUUGCCAUUUGUAGUGGGUUGAGUGUGUUGUCUUGAAUACAGUGAUCAGUGUUUUAUUAACUCAAAGCCUGUGUGUGUUCCAGUGGUCUGAUCACUCCCGGAGGCUUCUCGUCCGUGCCUGCAGGUAUGGAGACUCCAGAGCUCAUUGAGCUGAGGAAGAAGAAAAUCGAAGAGGCCAUGGACGGGUGAGUGUGUGGCCAAGCAUAGGCCAUUCACUAGUAUUUUGUUUGUGUGUCUUUCUACUGUAUUGUGUGUUUGUGUCUCUUUCUACUGUAUUGUGUGUUUGUGUCUUUCUACUGUAUUGUGUGUUUGUAUCUUUCUACUGUAUUGUGUGUUUGUGUCUUUCUACUGUAUUGUCUGUUUGUAACACCAGUCUCUGUGUGUGUGUAGGAAUGAGACUCCUCAGCUGUUCACGGUGCUCCCAGAGAGGAGGACGGGCUCUGGAGGAGCAGCCAUGAUGGCAUCCACACACAUCUACGACGUAUCAGGGGUAAGGACAACAGCAAAAACACUGUGUUUGGACAAAGUCGCCAUAUCAGAAAUGAACACCGCUUUCAGUACUUAACAUACCAACCACUGGGAUGUAGGCAUGUUAACACUCGAACCCAAAACACAACACAUAGUUAGUCCCUUACUCAUAUAUACUUAGAACAUAUUUCAAAAACAGUCACAUACGUGUAUACACUGGUACUCAACCGCAUGGCCUCUAACUGUGAGCUAGCUGGACCGGUAGACUUCCAGUCUCAACCGCCAUGGCCCGCUAAACUGUGAGCUAGCUGGACCGGUAGAUUUCCAGUCUCAACCGCAUGGCCUCUAACUGUGAGCUAGCUGGACCGGUAGACUUCCAGUCUCAACCGCAUGGCCUCUAACUGUGAGCUAGCUGGACCGGUAGACUUCCAGUCUCAACCGCAUGGCCUCUAACUGUGAGCUAGCUGGACCAGUUAACUCCAUAUGCCAAACUGUCAACUUCUUCAAACUGCACGCAGAGACAUACAAAUGGUAUCAAUGAGUUCAUCUGAUUCUGGGGUAGUAGAAAAUGUAUUGCCAGAAUAUCGCACUAUCCCUUUAAAUACACUUUCAUGGAUGUACACUCAUACACAUCUAUACACCUACAUGAUCUAUACAACUCCCCCGCGCCCCACUUUUGGCCAAAAGCAGUACACUACAGGGAAUAGGGUACUACUUCAGAUGCCCUUCUUUGUAUUCCGUCUGACCCCCUCUCUCUCCUCCUCCUCCCCAGGCCAUGGCAGGUCGUAAGGCGGGCGGAGGCCAGGAGUUCCAGGGGGUAGAGGUGGCUCUGGCCCCGGAGGAGCUGGAGCUGGACCCCAUGGCCAUGACCCAGAAGUACGAGGAGCACGUCAGGAACCAGGAGGCCCAGGUGGAGAAGGAGGACUUCAGCGACAUGGUGGCCGAGCACGCCGCCAAACAGAAGGUGAGACUGAGACACUGUAACUGUUCUGGCCAUUUUGUUACGUUACAAAACAUUUAGCUACGGUGCAAAGCGGUUUUGCUACGGUGUGCACUAAUGAAUACAACCCAGCUCCUUAUGAGUGUUGGGUCUAGUAAUUGAUUACCACAUCACCCUCCUAGUCACAUUUCUACUCCUCCAGUACACUCAUGCUCAGACUAAGAAAGAUAUGACAGUCAGAGAAGGCUAUUCUAGCUGUGACUUGUACUAGACUAGGGAGUAUACACACAGUAAUGAGGAUCUAGAAAGCCCUGAGGUGAAUCUCAAUGAUGUGUUCUUGUAUCUUCAUGUCCCGUCUCCUCGUCUCAACACAUUGCAAGAGAAGGUCAGUGGUUCCUCCCCUCGACCUUCUUCUCCAAUGCGUUUUGAGAAGGAUGCGAAGAAAGAGUCAAGGGAGUACAAUUGAUAUGAACCCCUGGUUAGAUAUUGCUCUAGUUUAGCAUUAGCAUGAAAUGGAUUAUGCCACCAGGGGCCAAGAUGAGGGUAGGAGAAUGUUGCACUGCAUUGGAAAGGCUCUUUCUCUGGUUUUCAGUUCCAUGUGUAGCAGCAUAAAUGAACACUAGAUGGGAAGAUUAGGAUCUGUUUUUAGUAAUUGUAGUUGAGUGAUUUAGUCCUAUUGAAACUUCAUCUGAAUCUUUUAGGAAUGUUCUAUUUAAAAAAAAUCCACUUUCAUAAUAGCUGUUAUUGCAAGGUCUUACUUUUUUAUUUUUGAAAUGUUCUCUCUAAGCUUAUGAAUAUGGCCAUCCUUCUGGGAUAAGUGUUUGAGUGUGAAAGCAGCGUGCACAUGCCUCUCUCCUUCCUCUCACCCUUUUAUCAGCCCUGCAACAUGUUGUGACGGGGUUGGAGCAACUAGGAGUAAUAUGUCACUUUCACUAAGAGGAGUAGAAGGGUGAAAGAACCUCGUACGAUAAUUUUAAGCCUUUUCUUCUCCAUUUCUCUCUUCGUCUCUCACUUUCUCCACCCCACAGCAAAAGAAGAGGAAGGCCCAGCCGCAAGACACGCGAGGCGGUGCCAAGAAAUACAAAGAGUUCAAGUUUUAGACCAACAACAUCACACCAGGAGGAACUGUGAAGAGAGGACAGGCCGAACAAGACGAGAACAGAGCUCAGAUUUUAACGUAGAAGGAACCAGACCGUUUUACUACCACAAAACCAUCCAUUAUUACAGUUUUCUUUUAAUGACAAUGAUAAUACGUGUCUGGCAGGGCUGGGGUCAAUUCCAUUUCAAUUCCAGUCAAUUCAGAAAGUAAACCAAAUUCC
Messenger RNA from Coregonus sp. 'balchen', 14257 nucleotides. NCBI's taxonomy places the organism in Eukaryota, Metazoa, Chordata, Actinopteri, Salmoniformes, Salmonidae. The record is from the annotation of a GenBank genome assembly.